Drosophila obscura is the source of this 842-nucleotide messenger RNA. RefSeq names its product thyroid transcription factor 1-associated protein 26. Lineage: Eukaryota; Metazoa; Arthropoda; Insecta; Diptera; Drosophilidae. The record is from RefSeq and is a predicted model, not a curated record. The transcript has 3 exons. The coding region runs from base 69 to 506 and encodes 145 amino acids.
UUCUACACAGACAGCCCUUAUUAGAGUGCUACCUAAUACCGAAUUCGCGGUGUCUUACAGCACCGCCAAUGUGCAAUCGAUACAUCGAUAUGCGACAGAGCAACAGCUGUCUGCCGACACGUUUUUCGUUUGUUUACAAGUGGAAUAAAAUGAAGCCGAAAACACAACAACCUCAGGGAAAAACCAACAAAAAGCCAACGCCCAGCCAUGCCAAGACUACGCAGUGGCAGAAACCAAACUUUAAUCAGAAGAGCAAGCCGAAACUAAAAACAGAUAAGCCCAACAAGCCCGAUAUCCGCCAAAUGAUCCGUCAGCAGAAGGCGGCCAAAGCCGAGGCUGAGCGCCAACAGGUGCGAGCCGAGAAGGAUGCCCGCAUCAAAGCCUACAAGAAGCAGCGACUCGAGAAAACCAAGGCUAUCAGCAAGCGCACCCAGCGCGGCCAGCCUCUGAUGAAGGAUCGCAUGCAGCUGCUGCUUAAGCAGAUCGAGGAGAUGAAGCAACGGUGACACCUUGCUUCAUUACGCGCAUGACUGCAUAUCCACAUUGGCUAAGAUCGAACUCACUCGCAUGGGAUAUAAGUCGUAACUUAACUUAAGUCUAGCCUUAGCUUCUUAGCUUAGAGAUGCUCAGUGCACACAUACUCGCACUUUUCUAUGUUAGUCGAUCUAUGGAUGAUUACAUGCAAAUAAAUUUCUAUAAGCUCUUUCAAAGUUAAAGAUUUAUCGGAUAACGUAGCGCACUAUUACAAAUAAAGCUACUUUAGUAAGAUAUUGUAAAUAUUAACAUCGUUUGUAGUCGUGUAUAUUUUUCCAUCAUUAAAUUCGUUUAGUUUGUGAAAUAUA